Molecule: messenger RNA, 960 nt
Organism: Papaver somniferum (opium poppy)
Lineage: Eukaryota; Viridiplantae; Streptophyta; Magnoliopsida; Ranunculales; Papaveraceae
Product: protein MAINTENANCE OF MERISTEMS-like
Exons: 4
Coding region: 1-960 (319 amino acids)
Source: RefSeq, a predicted model, not a curated record
AUGGAUGGCAAAAGAACUAAUAAAAACAAACGUCCAACUCCAAGUGGUGAUGUGCCGAUUGAGAGUGCGGAUGAGGUAGUAGACUAUGGCGUUUAUAAAGGCGAAUGUUAUGAAGGCGAAGAGUUACAACAAGACGGAAAACCAUUUCAGUGGACCUGUGAUGCAACUACACUUAAGUUUUUGAAAGAAUACUUUAAACCAAGCUUCUUGUCAAGUGUGGGUAACAAUGUGGUACUAAUUGAGAGAUUGACUAGGGCUUUUUUUAUGUAUUGUUUGGGGACAUUUUUCUUAUCUAAUGCAAAUAACUACAUUUAUGUUGGAUGGUUGGCUUCAUUUGAAAAUGUUAAGGAUGUUGGAGAUUAUGACUGGGGUGUUUAUGCUUUUGCCUACUUGUAUAUAUCUCCAAAUUUUUCUAGCAGAAACAUGAAGUUGUUAAAUGGGCCCAUCCAGACAUUAGAGUUUUGGGGGUAUGAAUAUCUCGGCAUAUGUCGACCAUCUCCCAAUCUUCCCAAAGAUACAGAUCCAAAUACCAUAUGGCCUGGAGAAAAAAAAAAACGAAACACUUUUGUCAUCGUUACCCCUAGCAUUGCACUAGAAGGUCUCAUUGCAGAUAAUGUAACAUGGCACCCGUGGGCGUCUUCCAGGACAUUGUUAGAUUAUGAUGGUGUACUCAUGGAUUUAGUUCUUUCGAAAAGAAGAGUUGGAUUUGGUCAUCUUAUAAAGUCUAUCCAGUAUUUGGGAGAUCGUUGUUGGAGGAAAAAUCACCCUUUAUUUUAUAUCUUUAAUAACCCACCCCAGAAAGAAUAUUUGUACGCGGAUAGGGAGAUUGUGGAGAAUCAGUUGGGAGAUAAUGUUUGGCCUGAUGCUACAGACUUUGUAAAUAAGGUGUCAUAUGAUGUGGAUAUGGAGUAUUGGCAGCAGGUUAGGAGUUUUGGAGUAACCGUCGGUACAGUUGAUUAG